UGGAUGCCCUAACUCACUCCUCUGUGUGGGAGGUUGAGGUCUGGUGCUGUAGAGCCGUGCACGAGGCGGCGCUCUGCUGUAUAAGUGUCUUGACCAGAAAGAUGCAUGGACUGAAACUGUGGUUUGCUCUGCUUCUGUCGCUGGUCUUCUGUGUUGAGAGCAAAGGUUCUAUCACACUGGCUUGGCAACAUGUAAAAACCACCGGGAAAGAACCGUACUUCGCUCCCCUGUGUACAAAUAAAACCGAGAGUAGUAUCGUAUUUGUAAAGUGCACCAUCAUAACAGAGAGAAACAGGGGAUCACAGUGUAAACUGGUGUAUCAACAUGGAAAGGAUUUUGAGAACAGUUGUGACUCCAGGUUCAGAUUAAUGACGGAGAAUCAGACUUUGUUCCUUCAUCUGAGCAGCUUGACCCCAGAGGACGAGGUGAACGUCACCUGUGAGUGUUCAAGUCUGGAUGGAACAUUUCACCUGCGUCUCAAUGUCACUGUGGAAGAGGAGGCAAUCGCCAGCAGCUCGUCUGAAGAGCUUAUUCCUUAUGUUGUAAUCGGUGUGAUUCUCUUCAUGGUAACAUCUGGAGCGAUCCUGGGACUUAUCUGCAGAAACACUUGCAACAGACGACAACAGGAAGCCACCACCGGUCAUCCAGACGUGGAACAAGGAGACAUUGAGCCAUACAGCACCUUCAUGCAGAGAGAGAGUGGACUUUAUUCUGUUGUUAAUAUAUCCAGAUUGAAUUCACGUGUGUUUGAAGGAGAUGAAAUGAAUUCAGGGACACUUUUGUAGCAUCUGCCUCCAUGUGAUGCUUGUUUUCAUGUUGAUGAAUCAAACUUAACUCUGAGUUUGAACCGUUUUACUCAAACUUGAGUGAUCUAAUAAACUCUUGUUUGCACCUGCA
This is a messenger RNA of Pleuronectes platessa (European plaice), 897 nucleotides long. RefSeq lists its product as uncharacterized. The record is from RefSeq and is a predicted model, not a curated record. The transcript has 5 exons. Bases 102 to 785 code for a protein of 227 amino acids. NCBI's taxonomy places the organism in Eukaryota, Metazoa, Chordata, Actinopteri, Pleuronectiformes, Pleuronectidae.